CUCGCCGUGGAAUCCAUCGUCUCCUGCUCCGCUCCGACUCGCCGACGAUGUCCUCCGCCGCCGGAGCCGGAGAGCCCCCGUCUUCAUCCCGACACGGGAAGGAGAGAGAGGACGGUGCCGGCGACAACAACCGCAAGGAGGAGAAGGAGGUCGAUGUGCCGGAGGGAGACGUGGAUCUGGACCUCUAUGGCGCCGCCGCGGGGUGGGUUGAGGCGCGGACCAGCUGCCCCCACCUCCCAGCCAUGCCCGCCGCCAGCGCCGACGAACUCGCGCGCGUGCCCGCGCCUGACUCUCAGUGCUCUAGAUGUCAUCAUCCUUCUGAAAACUGGUUUUGCUUGAUUUGCAAAGAUGUGCUGUGCAGUCGUUUUAUCAACAAACAUAUGCUGCACCAUUUUCAAGAAACAGGCCAUUGUCUUGCCCUGAGCUUCAGUGAUCUGUCAGUUUGGUGUUUUUCCUGCGACUCCUACCUGGAUGCUCAAUCCAUUUUAGAACUGCGCCCAGUUUAUGAAGUUGCACAUCUGUUGAAAUUUGGAGAAAGGCCCCCUUUCCGAUCACUGGAAGUGCUUGAUUUGAGCAGUGGACAAAAUGGAGGUUCUUCUUUAAGUUCCUAAAGUACUAUGUUCUGUCGGGGAAUUUUCUUGUCAUGAUGACAGUAGUCUAUUGUUUAAGCUGGAACUUGUUAAGCUUCAGCACAAAUGUAAGUCAGCUAAGUGGUCCUAUGAUUUUCCUCGUUACUUUGCUUAGCAAGUGACUACUUCUUAGGUGUGAAGCAAAACGACAAGUGUAAAAGUUUGUUCACCUUUGGAGAUGAUAAAGGAGUUAAAAUUGCCUUGA
Messenger RNA from Lolium rigidum, 834 nucleotides. RefSeq names its product histone deacetylase 6-like. The transcript has 4 exons. Lineage: Eukaryota; Viridiplantae; Streptophyta; Magnoliopsida; Poales; Poaceae. The coding region runs from base 48 to 611 and encodes 187 amino acids. Gene Ontology annotation, molecular function: zinc ion binding. The record is from RefSeq and is a predicted model, not a curated record.